CGAGGAUUUCCGAGUCAUAGCAGCCGCUUUGAUGCCUGCUUUGCAGAGCUUACUACGUAGGAGUGUCGUCCAUGCAGCAGCACGCGAAAUCAUGUUGCACCUUCCAAGGCUCCUUCCACAAACUGGACCUCCAAACUGGCCAAACGGUGUGGUCGACGUACAUGGUUCCUCGGGACAGCCAGUACACGGGAGUACCAGUGUGGGGAAGCAGUCCUGCCUUGGACGAGCGCAGAGGCCUCGUCUACAUCGCUACCGGGAGCGUUUUCUCUGUCCCUUCAGAAGUCCGGCAGUGCCAGCAAGCCACCGGAAACUCGAGCAGCUGCAUCGUGCCCAGCGUCUGCUACAACUCCGUCGUCGCCGUUGACACGAGAGACGGAACUAUCCGGUGGUGCAGUAGGAUGACGAUGAGCGAGAUCUGGGAGAACGCCUGCCGGAGCAUUCGUCCUCCACCAAACUGUCCUCCACGGCCAGAUCCAGACGCUGACUUUGGAGAAAGCCCCAUGCUCGUCACCAUUCAGCAACAAGGAGCAUUGAGAGAUGUUGUCGUCACUGGACAGAAGACUGGCUUCGUGUGGGCUCACGACCGAGAAACUGGAGAGCUCGUCUGGCAUGCGGUACUGAAAAGCUUUUGCCUUCGUAGUAGUGAACUUUGAUCGUUGUAGGUGGCUGGACCCGGCGGAAGCGGAGGUGGAGCGAACUGGGGAUCAGCAACGGACAACUCUCGAGUCUUCACAAACAUCGCCAACAGUGACCGCCAAUCUUUCCUCCACGAGCCAUCGCAGCUUGUAACCACGGGAGGUGGCUGGGUUGCGAUGGCUGCUACAACUGGACGCUUGCUCUGGUCCACUCCCAAUCCAACCGGCCAGCCAGCCUACGGUCCCGUCAC
Molecule: messenger RNA, 886 nt
Organism: Selaginella moellendorffii
Lineage: Eukaryota; Viridiplantae; Streptophyta; Lycopodiopsida; Selaginellales; Selaginellaceae
Product: polyvinylalcohol dehydrogenase
Exons: 1
Coding region: 72-653 (193 amino acids)
Source: RefSeq, a predicted model, not a curated record